Molecule: messenger RNA, 3135 nt
Organism: Naumovozyma castellii
Lineage: Eukaryota; Fungi; Ascomycota; Saccharomycetes; Saccharomycetales; Saccharomycetaceae
Gene: SEC8
Product: exocyst subunit SEC8
Exons: 1
Coding region: 1-3135 (1044 amino acids)
Source: RefSeq, a predicted model, not a curated record
AUGGAUUAUCUCAAUCCUACAACGGGAAGAACAACAAUGGGGAGAAGAGCUCGUGCCCUCUCCAUUAAUAGCAUCACUGAACACCAACAAAAUGCAAUGAACACAUCCCUAGACAACUUACAAAACGAUCUAUCCCUAAUCAAUUCUCAAUGGAAUCGAACACUCACAGAGAAGACAAACCCCUUAGAACUAGCAUUGGCCUUCCUUGAUGACACUUCUGUCGGAUUGGGACACAGAUAUCAGGAGUUCAAUCAAUUGAAGUCACAGAUAGGAGCACAUUUGCAAGAUGUAGUCAAUGAACAUUCUCAAGUGUUCAAUGCAAACGUAGCAUCGUAUGGGAAGACAGUGGCUUGCAUCACGGAGGCUCAAGAGAAUACAUCUCAUUUAAAAAGAAAUUUGAACCUGGUUAAUGAGAAUAUUACCAUGCAGAAGGGGUCCUUGAUGGAAUUGAAUGAAUCAAAUAUGAAAUUCUCGAGGACGAUUUCUGUCUUGUCCUCUGUGGAGGAACUGUUACAAUUACCCGAGAAAGUGGAGGAUCAUAUUAGAAAUGAAGAAUACAAGGACGUUCAAAAAUCUUUGGAGAGAGGGUUCCAAUUGUUGAAUAAUGAAGAAUUGAAAAAUUUGAAACCAUUAAAACCUAUAAGACAACAAUUGGAAUUACAAGAACAUGUCCUGUUUAACAAUUUAAUUGAAGAACUUCAUAACAUUAUUUAUUCCAAGAAAAAUACCCCUGAUAUGGAUAAUGAUUUGUUAAAGACAAUAAGCAUCACACAGAAUGGUUUCACCAGCUUGGAAAAUUACUUGUACAAUAUUGCAAAUAUUGAUAUUAUGAAACAUUCUCAUGAUAUAAAUUCCAAAUUGGAUAUAUUUGUGCAAAAUAUUGGUAACCCAACCACUGCUUCAAUAAGAACCAUGUUACCAGCAAAUUUGGAGGAAUCCGAAUACUAUAGAAUAUUCCACUUACUUUCCUUAUUGCACGACAUCAACAGAUUACCCACCGCAUUAUCUAUUCUUAUUAAUAGAUCAAAAGAGGAAAUUCAUAACAUAAUAUUGAAAAGUACAGAGAAAGUACGUAAAAAGAAUCCAACACUAAUAAAAAUGACAAUGGACAUUCCAAUUGACAAUAAUUUAGGUCUUACAGUGAGAGAUUUAUCAUCGAUGAUUAUGAGAGAGUGCUUCUGGGAAAUAUUUAUUAAAUUAUUAUUUGCCAUGCAAGCUCAUCGUGCUAUUUUUGAGUCAUUAAAAGUAAUACAAACAAGUUCAGUGGGAUCAUCCUCAUCUCCUUCUACAAACGCGGCUUAUAGAAUAGAUAAAGUUUGGAAUAAGCUACUGGAUGAAAUUUUGAGGUUAUUAUCAAGAUAUUUAAAUAACCCAGCCCUUUCAGUCACCAAUAACAAUAUUCCCACUAAUAAUAAGAGAAACAGAAGUGGUAGUAGAUCAGCUGCUCCAGCACUUCCCAAGAGAGAAAAUCCUCAAAUUUUUAACUUACAAGACAAUAUUGAUGACGGUUCAGCAGCAAGGAAUCAUGCAGGUGAAUUAAAGGCAUUACUAAAAGAUAUAUUUCCGGGAUUUGCCGUUUCGUCCAAUAUGGAUCUAGAAUCUAUAUACAUUAAAGAUGAAUCCUUUGAACAAGAAGAAUCACUGCUUCCUCCAUCAGUAUUUAAUAUGAAGGUUAUCCUUGAACCGUUCUUAUUAUUCUCGGAAGCUUCUUCAAAAUUAUUACCAGAAGCAUUAUCCAAAAAUACAACAUUAUCAAUGAAAUUUUUUACCGAUUAUAUGGAUAAACAAUUUUAUCCAAAGGUUAAAUUAUCCUUUGAUGCAUUAUUUGUCACUAAAGUAGAGUCUAACAACCCUUACGCACUGGAAAAUAUUGAGGAAAACCGUAACAUCUUUAAAGCUGCAAUGGAUUUCCAAAAUUUAUUAUACAGUACGUUAGCUGUGACAAAUACUACAAAUGCAUUUAGAAAGAAGCUAAUCAAUGUGAUUUUGAAUUUAUUGGAAAAAUUUUAUCAAUAUUAUUUAAAUAUUUUCAAAGAUUUACUAGGUCCUGCUGAUGCAAAAUUGAACAAACGAUUCUUCCAAACUUGGCUGAAUAAUGAUAUAUUGAUGAAUUAUGAAGACGGUAUAUUGCAUGGUGAUGAGACCAAAUUUUCUGAUGAAACCAAAGAAAUAUUUAAAUAUUGCAAACAAUUUUUUAAAAAAGGUAAUUCACUGACAAAAAAUAGUAUGUUUAACACAAUUACAGUCGACAUCGCCAUUCAUUUAACGAGUACCAUAUAUUGGAUCAAUAGCUGGUUACCGCAACUAAAAAAAAUUGUUAAUCCUGAUAAUACCACAGGGACUGAAUUAGAAGUCGAUACGCUACGAAACGAUUGGACAUUUUUUGAAGCUACAGGUGUCAGUAAAUUCGAAAAAGUUGGAAGUUUGAACAUACUUUUAGAUAAAGAAUCAGGUGCUAGAUUUGACGACAUUGCCUUGGGAUUUUCUUCUUUACAAUUUAAAUUGUUAUCUGUGCUAAGAUUCGACACUCGUGGGAGAACUAUAUAUCGUAUCGGAAGAUUAUUUCAAAAUGUGAAAAUAUGGAAUCUCGAUGUUGGUAGUACGGAAUUGGAUCAAAAUGUUGCUUCAUUAAUAUCUGAAUUGAGAAUGAUAGAGAACAAACUGAAUCAACAACUGCCUGGAACUGGUAAAGAUAAAGUCAUUGCUGGUAUUGACGUAACAGCCAACUCUGCCUUCAUAGCAGGCGCACAGUCUAUUUCUGUGAUGAAUAGCAACGGUGUUAAGAAAAUGGUAAGGAAUAUUAACGUUCUACAGCAUACUUUGAGAAAUCUCUACAGCGAUCCAUCAAAAAUUAACAUGCUAGAAGCUACUGAAUUUUAUGGUUUGUGUGAUUCUAAUGAAAAUGAACUCUUUCAACGUAUUGAAGAUGGACAGCUGGAAUACUGUAGCAUAGAUGAUCUGAAGACUAUUUUAAGGCUACAAUUUAGCGAGGAACUGGAUAAACAGGCUAAAAGAGCCAGCAUGACGUCUACAAGAACGGCUUCUAGACCGAUGAACGCCAGAUACGAUGAUGCUAUGAAAAAAUUGGGUGACAUGAAGAAGCUUGAUCGUUCAAACUCAACAAAGAAAAAAUGA